CAACAACAAGGGUCUCUUAAGACAAGACAACCCCAGACUGAAUAAAGAACUGCACGGGAAGAUAUACUGAAAACUUUUUGUUUUAAUCUCUGACAACAUACAACGUUUUUGUUUUGAGUUCAUAUUUAGAUCUUCGAAGAUGAAGUUUGUAAGGUAUAUAAUGAGGAAUGCUGCUAUGCUAAAUGCACCAAAGCAUAUUGAUUACUACGCGAAAUUUUCUCCAUCGCCGUUGUCAAUGAAACAGUUUCUGGAUUUCGGAUCUACAAAUGCGUGCGAGAAAACAUCUUUCGCUUUCCUCAGACAAGAGCUCCCCGUCAGACUAAGCAACAGUUUGAAGGAGAUCAACCUUUUACCAGACCAACUGAUAAUGACUCAAUCCGUCCAGCUAGUUCACAGCUGGUUUAUCCAAAGCCUGAUGGAUAUCCUUGAAUUCCAAGACAAGAGUCCCGAUGACCCUAAAGUUCUUGAUGAAUUUGUGGACACUCUGGUGACCAUCAGGAACAGGCACAAUGAUGUAGUACCCACCAUGGCCCAAGGUGUCAUUGAGUAUAGGGAUGCGUUUGGGGCAGAUCCUGUGACAUGUCAGAACAUUCAGUACUUUCUGGACCGCUUUUACAUGAACCGCAUCUCCAUUCGCAUGCUCAUCAACCAGCACACUCUGAUCUUUGAUGGCUCCACAAAUCCAGGACAUCCCAGCAGCAUCGGGUGCAUUGACUCCUGCUGCGACGUCACAAAUGUAAUCAGAGAUGCAUAUGAGUGUGCUAAAAUGCUCUGUGAGCAGUAUUACCUCGGAUCCCCUGAGCUGGAGCUUAGAGAGAUAAACGCAAAGAACAAGUCACAGCCAAUCCAGAUAUCCUACGUUCCUUCUCAUCUCUACCACAUGGUUUUUGAGCUCUUCAAGAAUGCAAUGAGGGCUACUAUUGAGAAUCAUGAAACAAGCAGCACCUUGCCACCGAUCAAAGUCACGGUUGCUCUAGGUGGAGAGGACCUGUCAAUCAAGAUCAGUGACAGGGGCGGUGGCGUUCCUUUCAGGAAGAUUGAUAGACUUUUUAGCUAUAUGUAUUCAACAGCGCCCAGACCUACUAUUGGUGACCAUCAGCGGACCCCAAUGGCUGGCUUUGGUUACGGCCUUCCCAUCUCCCGCCUGUACGCACGCUACUUCCAAGGGGAUCUCCAGCUUUAUCCAAUGGAGGGCUAUGGUACAGAUGCAGCAAUUCAGCUGAAGGCCCUGUCUACAGAUUCAGUAGAGAAGCUUCCAGUGUUCAAUCAAACCGCCUUGCGCCAUUACAAAUUCAACCAGGAAGCUGAUGACUGGUGUGUCCCGAGCAAAGAGCCACUGAACUUAGCUGCGUACAAGGCUGCAAAGUGAAACACCGGAGCUGGUUGCCUUAAAGACAUGCCAAAGGCCUUUAAGAGAUUGCCAAGAUAGGCUGGCAUUGAGAAUGCAUUCGGGGACCAGUGACAGCAUUUCCUUUUCCAGUUCCCUUUGAGGUCUGUUGUCUGGGAACACUUAAACUGCAUGUGGCCAGAAUUUAAGAUUCCAAACAGUAGAUUCCUUAGUACAAAACGAGUUAUAACUGUGGUGCUGCUGAAGUUGGUAUUUUUCAGCAAAAGCUCAGGGAUGAAGAGUCCCGUGCGAGUGUUUAGGCCCGGAGGGGCGAGAGGUGAUUAGAUGCAUGUGAACCUGAUUGAACCGGAGAUUGAACCUGUUUUAACCAGAUGGAAAGAGGUUAAAACAGGUGGAGAGAAGUGUUUGUAUUGCAAAGAAAUAAAUACUGAAGGCAGAAGAAUUGUAGUUGGGAUGAGAAGAGAGACGUGAGACAUUUCAGAGGUCAGAAAAAAAAAGUGUAUGAAUUGUGAGAAGUGUCAAAAUAAGGAAGUUGUGACCCAAGAUGUAGUUUUCCUUUGUUAAGAGGCUGGGCAGUUUGAAAUCAUACUUGAUGUGUGAUCAACACUGACUAUUCAAGAAAAACAUUCAUGUAAGCAUUUAUUAAUAGCACUGUAUGGUUGUGUUUUAUUGCAUAAUGAAUGACCACGAGAUGUGUAUACUCAAUGUUGUGUUCACAAUAUUUAUCUCUGUUAAAAGGACCCUUGUUGUUUGAGUUUUUAAUAUGAAUGAAAUAAAUCUAAUAUUUUCUCAUCAAAA
Cyprinus carpio (common carp) is the source of this 2146-nucleotide messenger RNA. RefSeq names its product pyruvate dehydrogenase (acetyl-transferring) kinase isozyme 2, mitochondrial. The record is from RefSeq and is a predicted model, not a curated record. Gene Ontology annotation, biological process: regulation of glucose metabolic process; protein phosphorylation. NCBI's taxonomy places the organism in Eukaryota, Metazoa, Chordata, Actinopteri, Cypriniformes, Cyprinidae. Gene Ontology annotation, cellular component: mitochondrion. Gene Ontology annotation, molecular function: pyruvate dehydrogenase (acetyl-transferring) kinase activity.